This is a messenger RNA of Microthlaspi erraticum, 1053 nucleotides long. The record is from the annotation of a GenBank genome assembly. NCBI's taxonomy places the organism in Eukaryota, Viridiplantae, Streptophyta, Magnoliopsida, Brassicales, Brassicaceae.
AUGGAGGAAGAACUCAAGAGCUUGGUUUUUGUGGGGGUUUGUGCAAUAAUUUCUGUAUCUUACUGUUACUACUUACCACCAAAAAUCAAAGCUGGUGUUUUCCGAUUACUCUCUAUUCUUCCUGUUUGUGCUUUGUUUCUUGCUCUUCCUCUCUUCUUCUCCUUGUCCAUUUUCUCUUCCAUCGCAGCGUUUCUUUUGUCAGGACUUGCCAAUUUAAGACUCAUCCUCUUUGCGUUUGACCAGGGUCCUCUUUUCCCACUGCCCUCAAAUCUCUUCCGAUUCACCUGCUUCACUUGCUUCCCCAUCCAGCUUCAACAAAACCCUAAAUCUCAUGAUCAUAUCCCCAAAUGGGUUUUCCCCAUUAAAGUUGCAAUCUUUACCAUCUUGUCACAUAUUGUUAUUUAUAAACCAAAUCUGCCUCCCACUCUGCUAUUGGUUCUCCAUCUGCUGUUUGUACUCUUGUCCAUUGAGAUUCUUUUAACGAUCCUCAGAGUUGUCUUUACCAUCAUUCUUGGGAGCGACCUCGAGCCACAGUUCAGUGAACCAUACUUAUCCACCUCUCUCCAAGAUUUCUGGGGUCGCCGUUGGAACCUCUUAGCCUCUGCAAGUUUCCGGGCUGGCGUCUACAUUCCUGCACGGCAUGUCAGCAAUGGCCUCAUGAGCUCAGAUUGGGGUAGGUUCAUGGGUUAUUUGGCAACGUUCUUAGUCUCCGGUCUAUCUCACGAGCUGUUUUACUUUUAUGUAAUCCGAGAGACGCCUACAUGGGAGAUCACAUGGUUCUUUGUUUUGCAUGGGCUUUGCACGGCCGCAGAAGUUACGGUGAAGAGGAGGAAGAUUCUGCAGCGAUGGUGGCCGGUGAGACCAGCGGCGUCAAGGCUGCUGACAAUGGUAUUUUUCGUUGUUACCGGUGCUUGGCUCUUUCUCCCUCAAUUUAUACGGUGCAACCCGAUAGAGAGAGGCGUCAAUGAAACCUUGUUGCUCAUUGAUUUCUUCAGACGCAAGUUUAUCCACUUCCUCGGUUAUGAUCACCUAAAUGUGGAAAUGGAUUUCUAA